This is a messenger RNA of Anoplophora glabripennis (Asian longhorned beetle), 1887 nucleotides long. RefSeq names its product mitogen-activated protein kinase kinase kinase 7. The coding region runs from base 130 to 1650 and encodes 506 amino acids. Gene Ontology annotation, biological process: protein phosphorylation; positive regulation of canonical NF-kappaB signal transduction; JNK cascade. Gene Ontology annotation, molecular function: magnesium ion binding; ATP binding; MAP kinase kinase kinase activity. The transcript has 8 exons. The record is from RefSeq and is a predicted model, not a curated record. Lineage: Eukaryota; Metazoa; Arthropoda; Insecta; Coleoptera; Cerambycidae.
CUGACAGUUGACACUUAUUCCAAAAUUUCUAACCAAAGUUUUAUCAAAUCUAUAAAUAUUUACGAAUGUUUAGAAGUAUUUAGUGCAAUAAAAGCAAUUUUUUAUAAAUAUGUGAUUAAAUAAUAUUCAAUGGCGACUCCAGACCAUUCAGACAAUGAAAAUCAACAUAAUGUUCGAGAAAUUGACCACAGUGAAAUACAACAGUUAGAGAUUGUUGGAGAGGGCAGUUUUGGUGUAGUAUAUAAAGGAAUAUGGAACGAAACAUAUGUAGCUGUAAAAAAUAUAUCUCGAGAAGCAGAAAAAAAGGCAUUCCUUGUAGAGGUACGACAAUUGUCAAGAGUUGACCAUGAAAAUAUUGUAAAAUUAUAUGGAGCCUGCACUAAGGGACUCCAAUUUUGUCUCGUAAUGGAAUAUGCAGAAGGAGGAUCACUAUUUAAUGUUUUACAUCGCUCAAAUCUACAGUACACAUUGGCUCACGCAAUGUCAUGGUCUUAUCAGUGUGCAAAGGGUGUUGAAUAUUUACAUGGAAUGCAGCCAAAGCCACUCAUACAUCGAGAUUUAAAACCUCCUAAUUUAUUACUAAUUAGUGGAGGCAUACAUUUGAAAAUAUGCGAUUUUGGGACAGCAGCCGACAAGAACACCUAUAUGACAAAUAACAAGGGAUCAGCUGCUUGGAUGGCACCUGAGGUUUUUACAUCUUCCAAAUAUACUGAAAAAUGUGAUAUAUUUAGCUGGGGCAUAAUUUUAUGGGAAGUGACUUCCCGACGAAAACCAUUUUACAAUCAAGGUGGAUCAGCAUUUAGCAUAAUGUGGGCCGUCCAUAAAGGAAAGAGGCCACCUUUGCUAAGAAAUUGUCCCCCGCCUAUAGAAAAUCUGAUGACGGAAUGCUGGGAUCACGAUCCAUCAAAGAGGCCCAGUAUGCAAGAGAUAGUAAAGAGGAUGGAGAAAAUUUGUUAUCUUUUGCCUGGGGCUGAAAAACCAAUUCAGUCAUCAGAACAGUUUUACGAAGAUGGUUUGGAGGAAGAAGAAGAAGAAGAAACUGAAAGUGAUGAAAUUUGGAACCAUGAGAGCACUAAUACAAAUGGUGACAAUAGCAUCGUUAAAACCCUACCUCAACCUCCUCCAGAUUAUAAAAAUCCUCCUACUGUGGAAUGUGAUGCGAAUGCCUGGGAUCUGGACGACAGUUAUGAGAUUCAAACAAUGCAUGGUCUGGAUAGAGUAAUCCCCAAAAAUGGUACCAAAAUCGAAGCAGGUUUACAAAGGACCAGGACAAGUACCACCCACACAAACCAAGAUAUUAGCAACUUGCUUCUGGAGUCCCUGGAUCCACAUCUCAGACCUGCCUCACCUGACUAUUCCGAUCCAAAAUCCGUAGAGCUGUAUGAAGAACAUCAAAAGCUAGCUGAAGAAUACUGGAAGGUACAAACAGAGCUAGUAAUGAUGACCCAAAAGAAAAACCAACUUUUAGCCGCAGAGGCAAAAGACCAAGAGAGACAGAUGCAUUUGAAAGCCCUCCAAGAAGAAAAAGAAUCUUUAAGGCUAGCGAGGGAUCUCUUGCAACAACAACGAGAAAGAUCCUCAGCACCUGGUAAUUCCUCGAGAAAUUCCGGGGAUGAAUGGGUUAUCGUACCUAGGCAAGAAGAAAGAUAACUUUUAAAAAAUCACUUAAUACUUGUUUUAAUGUUAAGUCUAUUUUAUAAGACAAAUAAUGUAACAAUGUCAAUGGUACUUAAGAAAAAGUACCUGUCAUAGCAUUUUAUUUUUUUGUUAAAAUAAGAUGCAUUCUUUAACUUACCAUGAAUUUUAAACUGUAUAUUUGUAAAAUAUUUUUUAAACUGAUAUUUUAAAGUGUGAUUUAUAGUAUUUUUUAUGUAUAUAUAAAUUAUG